This is a messenger RNA of Penicillium waksmanii, 270 nucleotides long. RefSeq lists its product as uncharacterized. Lineage: Eukaryota; Fungi; Ascomycota; Eurotiomycetes; Eurotiales; Aspergillaceae. The transcript is spliced from 2 exons. The record is from RefSeq and is a predicted model, not a curated record. Bases 1 to 270 code for a protein of 89 amino acids.
AUGACGGUGUAUAGCUUGUUCCAUUCCAACAUCAACCUUGAUCUGCUCCUUAAUUUUCUUCAACAAGGUCCUAUAGACGCUAUUUUCUGGAGUGAGUUUGCGCGCGAUCUUGGUCCCUCGGCCCUACCUUCGAACCUGGAGAUUAAUUUGCCAAAACCACAGCCUUUGGAAACCUUGUAUCUAACCCCUCAGUCUGCUCCUAGUCCAGAUGUAGGAGCUGAUAUAUUUGGCUCUGAUUUCUCUCCCCUGACAAACUUCGAUCCUUUCUAA